Messenger RNA from Arachis stenosperma, 4659 nucleotides. RefSeq names its product F-box/kelch-repeat protein At3g23880-like. The transcript has 6 exons. The coding region runs from base 66 to 1298 and encodes 410 amino acids. The record is from RefSeq and is a predicted model, not a curated record. Gene Ontology annotation, molecular function: protein binding. Lineage: Eukaryota; Viridiplantae; Streptophyta; Magnoliopsida; Fabales; Fabaceae.
UUUCAAGUUUGUGAAGUAAAACCUUUUAGCCGCUGCGGCUGCGGCUAACCUCCGUUCAAGUUGUUAUGGAGCAGCCUCAUGAUUAUGACGAGAGGAAGCCUUUAAGAGUCACCAGCAACACCCCGAAACUGCUGCUGUCUUCGACGGUAACGUCAUCGCAGCCGCUGCUUGUCCUUCCGGAUGAACUCCUCACAGAAAUCUUGACGAGGCUUCCGGCAAGGUUACUUCUUCGUUUACGGAGUGUGUGCCGUUCAUGGAGAACUCUAAUUUCCAGCUCCCAAUUCGCCAACUAUCAUAUUCAACGUUCAAUCGCCGCUGAUCCAAGUUUGAGUGGGCCACGAGUUGCUUUUCAUCAUAGUUUUGAAUUCAAUUGCAUCACAUUCGGAGAUUUCUCCUUACAAUCCUUGGUCGAGAACCCUUCCGAACCUACAGAAGUCGUUCUCUUCGAGGAGAGACCACGUUGCCACGAAAUUAAUAGCUCUUGCAAUGGAUUGCUGUGCAUGCAUGGGGGUGCUCACAGCCUCAACAACAGUGUCAUGUUGUGGAAUCCCUAUACUGGAUUGACAUCCCAAUCGCUGAAAAUUAGGGGUUUCAUAUGGAAUUCCGGUUUCGGCUAUGAUCAUGUGAAUGACAAGUACAAACUUGUUGCGGUUGUAAAGCAGAUGCGGGAGCGGAAACCCCAAACCAGAAUUUAUACAUUUUGUGGGAACCCUUCCAUGAGAACAAUUCAAGAUAUGCCGUGUGGCGUAGUUGGUGAUGAAACGGGGGUAUUUGUGCCUGGCACCGCCACUCUUAAUUGGGUUUGUCAGCAUAUGGAGUACUUGGUUAUUUCCCUUGACUUGGUGAAGGAGACUUUUAGUGAGUUUUCUCUGUCUCUCAAGGAUCCAGACAAUAAAACCUUCGACUUCCCACAGUUAUGUGUGCUGAGAAACUGCCUCGCAGCUUGUGUCAGCCAUGAUGAGAAGACUCAUUGGUCUGUGUGGCUGAUGGAAGAGUAUGGAGUGCCUCAAUCUUGGACUAAAUUUGCCAGCAUCUCCUGCCACCCGAGUCUAUCUGGUCAUCAUUUACGCCCAUUGUAUAUCUGGGAAAAUUAUGUUCUUAUGGCGGCUGCAGCAGAUUCAAAGAUAGUUCUGUAUAACUUAGAUCAUGACGGCUUUGAAUUUCCUGUAUUGGAACAUACUCCUCCGUCUAACAAACUGGGAUUGUACUUCUUCUGUAUUUAUCACGAAAGCUUAGUUUCACCACCAUAUCGUAGCCUUCCAAGUACAUCAUCCCAGAUCCAGUUAAUCAAACCCUAACGGACAAGCUGUCUUCUGAAUGGUUUGAUUCUAGUCAACUCCUAUGCCUUCUUUAUGACUCUUGACUUUUGAGAAUUUAUCUGUUCUUAUUGCUUUUCUAAUUUAGUGAUUAUUUAUCUAGUUUUUUACAAAAUUAUACUACCUGUUAUGAUUAUUGCCAAUUUCAUAUUCACAUGCCCAGACUGGAUUUGUAGGAUUAACCAUCAUUUACUAGUGUUCCUUUGCACUUACAGUAAAUUUAUGCUUGUGAUGAAGAUCUGAUCUUAGAUUCAAACCUAUUAUUUUAAGGUAAAAUUAAGGGGAGAGAAUGUAAUAUGUAAUUUAAUACGUACCAUUUCGUUUUAAUUUUGUUGUUUUUGGAUCCAAAACUGGAUGCUUUACCCGUUGAACCAGAUGAAAUAUACUGAUAAUUGGUACAUGAAUGAUCCAUACCGUAGUAUUGACAUCUUCAAAUUAUGGAUUCAGUUAUAAAUGAUUCUUUUAUGACUAAACAAAAUCAAAAUUAAUACAUUUUUAUUUUUUAUUUCUUGUGAUAAAUAAAUGAUUACCAGCUUUCAAUGAUCAACAUACUAGGAAGUGGAAAAAAUGAUGUAUUGAUACAUUUGUUUUCUCUCUUGGUGGUCAAAGAAAUAAUAUGAACUUCUGAGGUACCAACCUGGUGAUAUAAGUUAUCUGUUCUUGCUGAGUAUUAAAGAAUUGGAGCUUAAAACAAAUGGAAGAGUUGAAGCGAGAUUUUAACAAACAAAACGAUAAGCCAUGUCACAAAGAAAAAGAGCUUUUAUAUUCUUAAUUAUCUAGAUACCCCUUGUAGUUCUAGACCCUAUUUUAUGACCAACAGUCGCAUUUGUCAUGUUUUUUGCCAACUCUCGCUUUUUUUAUAUUAGCCCUCUAGCACUCCUCGGGAAUAAUUAUUUACAAACUUUCAUCGACUAACAAACUUAACCAACUAGUCUUGUGAAAGAAUAAUAUGAACUUCUAAGAAAUUAAGCUGAUGACAUAAGUUAUUUAUUAUUCAUGAAUAUUAAAGUGAUAUAUUUUUAAUGAAUAUAUCACAUAGUUGAAUAUUUAAAAGAAAAAAAGAAAAAUGGUAAGAAUUUAAAGAGAGGCUUGUUAACUGCAUCCAAUGGUGAGGUGAGUGAGAUUGAUGUCACUGAUAUUGGAACUCUUGAAAGAAAGAAAGUGUUGCAAAGGUUGGUAGGUACUGCUGAAGAGGAUAAUGAGAAGUUUCUGUUGAAGCUGAGGGAAAGAAUUGAUAGGUAUAUAUCCAUUGUUAAAGCUUGUCUUCUCUUUUAUUUUCUUCAACAGUUUUAAAUUGCAAAACUUUCCUUUGAAUAUUUUCUGGAGUUGGAAUCCAUAUUCCAACAAUUGAAGCCAGGUUUGAGCAUCUAAAUGUUGAGGCAGAAGCUCAUGUUGGCAGCAGAGCCUUACCCACGUUUUUUAACUUCAUUGUUAAUAUAGUUGAGCCAAAAGAAGUAAGUGACCAUUCUUAAAGAUACUAGUGGAAUUGUAAGACCUUGUAGGAUGACAUUGCUUUUAGGCCCUCCAAGUUCUGGAAAAACCACACUCCUUUUGGCUCUGGCAGGAAAGCUUGCCUGGAUCUUAAGGUUAGUGGCAGAGUUACCUAUAAUGGCCAUGAAAUGAAUGAAUAAGUUUGUACCUCAAAGAACUGCAAUAUACAUUAACCAGAAUGAUGUUCAUAUUGGAGAAAUGACUGUGAGGGAAACCUUGGCUUUCUCAGCAAAGGUGUCAAGGGGUUGGUUCAAGAUUCGUUGUUUCUCCUUCUUGUCCACCAAACUGAAAGCACAGAUUUCUCUCCUGAAAGCGCAGAAGAUUACAAAAAUUUAGGCUAGAGUGGUUAUCCUUGUUUGUCUAUAUUCUUAGCAUAGGGAGCCAGAUCGAGUCAAGGCCAACUUUGGAACAGGUAAUAAUUAUUAGUAUUUUAAGAUUUGCCCUAUUUGUUGAUGAAAAUUGUAAGGGAAAGUUAGGGAAGUUAGAAAAAUUGUAAGGAAAUGAGUGAAAUCUCUGAACCUUUUAAGAAGCUACAUCUUGGAAAGCCAUUUAAUAAGUUUGACAUAACACUAAAUGCUACAACUUGGACUUCAACUCAGAAAUAGCACAUAUAAUGGUGAUUCUAACACUUUCUGAGUCCACUUUCUUUACACUAUCUUUCAUCCAUUUUGUUCAUUUGAUUUUUGUUAUUCUAAUUCUGACUCUGAUUUUAUUUUUGUUCAAGUUGGUAUUUUGAAGGCAAAUGAAGUAACUGUUUGAAUGAUUUAGUUUACUUGCUUUGAAAAAUCAAAAUAAAUUACUUGCUUUUUGGCAUUUUAUUCUAUGGCCGCGAAGGCUCUUUUUUUUUGGCAGGAACAUUUUUCUUCUUGUUCAGAAAAAUAAGGUCCUAUACAAAUACUUGUAUCAUAAGGGAAAUAUGUUGAUUAUUGUUCAUUAGAAAAACUAUCUCAUUACGCUGCUGAUACAGUUUAAAGUAUAAACUUGUUGAUGUUAUUAGUAUGUGCUAAGUUAUUGCCUAAGAGUGAGUUUAUUUCAGGCUUUUGAUAGUUCUUUGUGGUUUGUAAAUGACCUGAAAUUGAUAUGUUAGAAUUAAUUAGUCUAGGUUAUUUUUUAUUUUUUGAUGUCAUUAUUCAAAUUCUUCUUGUUUGUUGGUGUUGUGAUACUAAUUUUGAUUUUGUGGAACGGAUUUGAUAUUGUUUUGAGUCUGAUAAUUGGUUACUAAGUUUUUGUAGAGGUUGAAGGUUAUUAAUUCAAGUUCUUUUGAUACAAGAAAAAACCAGGUUCAUUUCUUUUAUGAACUUUGGUUGUUGCUUCGGUACCAAGGUUGUCUUGCCAUGUAAUGUACUCUCUUGCUGCUAAUCUUCAUUCCUUGAGUCAUGGAAAUUGAUUAAUUAUUUCUGCUAUAUAGGCCAUGAAAUUGCAGUGCCAGUGAGGGAGAACCAUCAAGCAGUGCUGCACAGUCAAGCAUUUCCUUUUGCUUUGUAACCUGGGUCCUUGAGAUUCUAUUGUCCCUCAAUACCUUUUUUGGGUGGCUGGAGCAUAACCCUUAAUUUAUUGAAUUGAACAGGCAAUAGGCUUGAUAGAGGCAGGGAAGGAAUUGCAAGGACUUAAAGCUCUGGAUCUAAAUAAACCAUUGCACCUCACUUCGAUGCUUAUAUCAUUUAAGAGAGAUGAAGCCCUGUUCAAAUACUUGUAAUCUGCCAUUUGUCUCUUGUAUUCCUUGUGUAAUUUAGCCUCCCGAAAUUCUAAAUUUGAAUAGGCUAAUAUUAAUAGUGGAAUAUUUUGAUCAUUUGAAGACUGUAAUAACACUAGUUUGUAAUUUUGUAGAGAUAGACUAUAAUAAUAAAUAAUA